Messenger RNA from Kockovaella imperatae, 807 nucleotides. RefSeq lists its product as hypothetical. The record is from RefSeq and is a predicted model, not a curated record. Lineage: Eukaryota; Fungi; Basidiomycota; Tremellomycetes; Tremellales; Cuniculitremaceae. The transcript has 2 exons. Bases 62 to 739 code for a protein of 225 amino acids.
GGGGUUUCAUUGGUCUCUUUCGAUUGCGAGCUCUCUGAGCCGAUCUCCAUGUCCUUGACAAAUGAUCCAAGCUGAGAUCAUCAUUUGCACAGAUCAGACCUCAAGUCCCAUUGAAGCUUUUGGGGCCGAUGCUACCAGUCAAGAAACGAUUGAACUCAUCCUCAGAGAGUUUCAAGACCUCCGGCCAGAACUGAAUUCUAAUGGAAUUGACACCCAAGUUUACACUGACAAGAUCAACACGGCAGUCACAAACUGGGCGAGUCUUGCGCCUGAGCAGACAAAAGCCAGUGCCAUGGACAUCAGCAGGGGACUCGCCGACGUCGUUUUGAGCGUGGCGAAGACAGUCAAUUCAGGAACUUCAAUCAGCAGAGGGUCGAUCUUGAAUCUUGGUGCUUUGACCAAUAACUGUCUUGACCUCUUGGCCUUUGAUGAUCCUUCUUUGGUUCGCAAAGUUGAUCCCGGUCGAUUCACCCAUGCCGGUCUGGAUGAUGCCAGUCUUCGCCCUCAGACCAACGGGGACAAUGGUGUUUCCGAAGAAGGCGUGGUGGACCAGAACGAAUUGGUGCUGCGCUACCUCGUCGACUUUAAGGCCGUUGCGAAUGCAAGUGAUGGUGACCUGAGCGGUGUACCGCGUUGGGAGGUGCCGACGGGGCCCGAUGGACUCAGACCAUCGUGGGCACAAACUCUGAUCGCGACAGGGGAUCGACUCCUCCAGGAGCCUGAGCCUUCCAACGCGUAGAACCAACUGUCUCUGGCAGUCAGAGCCAAGUCCUUGAGAUAUCUCGUUUGUCAGAUCCCGCGACUGGC